UCAUUUGCAUAAUGAGAAUAAAAACCUGUUCAUAAAACAGACUGCGUCGAUACUUCUACACUAUCUCGAGCCAAGAACAGCGUUGUUUUUGUCGUUUAUCCUUCUUAGAAUUGCAGAAAGAAGACACGCAAACUGAUCAAAAUGCCUGACGGAAAGGACACAGCACCAAAGAAUCCAAUGACAAAGGAAGAUUCCUCACGAAUCCAGUCCACCCAACCCAACCCCACAGAAAAGGGAUCGUUUGCAGCUAGAGCUCAGGCCGCCGCUGACAAACGUGAUAAUGCCAAAAACUAAUGGAGCUUUGCACAACAAAACUAAAUUCUUUAUAUUGUAAUAAGCACUGUAGUUUGUCAUGUAAUUUAACAAUUAAUAUCAUGUAAAACUGUCCGAAUUUAUGUAAAAUUGGUUUACUCAAGUCGUAACAUUACACAUAGCUAACAGAACUUCAAGCCUAUUAUUUCUCUUUUAGAAAACUUUUAAGAAACUUUUUUCAAAGGUCCACUUCCAUCCAAGAACCCUUGCUAUCGUUUUCUUGUUUCAUUUGGAAAAAUCUGUUACUGAGAGCAGAGUUAGUAACUCUGCUGAGAGUUACUUCUUUAAUUAGAUGAUGAUCCACUGAAAAUGAACUGAAAAUGAGGAUUAAACCUGAUCAUCCAUACAUUAUCCAAAUUGCGUGGCCUUGAAAGAAUUGUAAUUCAAAUAGCUUCAUGAACUAUGGCAAAAACUCGACUUGAGAGCUGUACGAUUKGACUGUGUUUUAUAUGCUUGCGAAAUUGGGUUCCCUGUGGUAAUCCUCCUGCGACUGGUGAUACAACACUGUCCUUUCUUGCCCACAACUAAUCGGGAAGACGUAUUCAUCUCUUCUGAUUUUUAUGUAUUUUUCAUGAAAAUAAAGGAAAAAAGAAAAACGAACAUAUAAUCGUUUGGAUACCUGUACAUGAACACAGGAAGCCCAAAAUAUAAAAACAGAGAAUACUGGUCAGCGGAUUGAUACUAUAAACAUGGCGGCGCACGUGUGUGUAUGAUUACUGUAUUUUAGAAGAGAAUUUUAGAUUAUACAAUGCUCAAAUCGAAAACAUUUGUCAAGAAAACCCGAAAGGGGAACGUAAUGAAAGUUGUACGAGAACAUUACCUCCGAGAUGACGUUUGGUGUGGCGCAAGUCAUUGCAAAAAUUGUGAUGUUAGUUCAAAUAGCAUCUUGGACAGUUGUCCUGUCUCGCUUUCUGUAKAUCUUUGUGUCUACCCACACUAUCUUCUUCCUGAUACUAAUGUUGUUAUACAUCAGAUAGAUGUUCUUGAGGAUCCAGUUUUUAAAAAUGUUAUUUUAUUGCAAACARUACUUGAAGAGGUUAAGCAUUUGAAUAUUGGUGUUUAUAAACGAAUACGAAGCAUUAUAUCAGACCCAGAAAGGAAAUUUUAUGUAUUUUCAAAUGAGCAUCACAGGCAAACAUAUGUAGAAAGAGAAAAAGAUGAAUCAAGUAAUGAUCGCAAUGAUAGAGCAAUAAGAUAUGCUGCCAGUUGGUAUAAUAAACAUUUGCAAGAAUGUGAAGGCAAAGAUGAGGAAAAAGUGAAUGUCAUUCUCCUAACAAAUGACAGAGGAAAUAGGGAAAAGGCUGUUGCUGAAGGAAUUGAAGUCUACACAAUUCAUGAAUAUGUCAAAAGUCUGGAUGGCUGUAUCGACCUUGUUGAACGACUAGCAAAUCUGGACAAGCAGGAAAAGCAGGCUGUCGAUGGUAAAAGAAAGACUGUUUUAUAUCCUGAGCAUCUGCCUUUGACUCAAAUUCAAGCUGGUAUCAAGUCAGGCAGAUAUCAACAGGGUGUUAUUCACGGAAGCAGAGAAAACUACCUUGAAGCUGUUGUGUACCUAAGGGACAAUGAACAAGAGAUAUUCAUCCAAGGUCUUGAGAAUUUGAAUCGAGCUGUACACAAAGAUCUAGUCGCAGUGGAGAUUUUACCCAAGGAAAAGUGGUCAAGACCAUCUUCCAUGGUAUUAGAAGAUGCUGCACAAAAUGAUGAAGAAGACAACAUAGAAGAGGAUGACCUGAAGAAAAACAGUAGAGCGAGCAGAACAAAAACAGGGAAGAUUGUUGGUAUAAUCAAAAGAAACUGGAGGCCAUAUUGUGGUAUYAUUAAUCCAGCAGGGAACUCUCAGAGUAAUCAUCAGCUAUUUAUAGCAGCAGAGAAAMGAAUACCAAGAAUCAGAAUAGAAACACGACAAGCCGAAGCACUCAAAAAUCAACGAAUAAUCGUCAGUAUCGACUCAUGGCCGAGGACAUCACGAUACCCACUGGGCCAUUUUGUACGCAGACUAGGAGAUAUUGGUGACAAAGCAACUGAGAAUGAACUUCUUCUACUUGAACAUGAAGUACCACACUUGCCGUUUUCUGCUGCUGUUCAAAAAGACUUACCCAGCAUGCCUUGGGAGAUACAGCAGGAGGACAUCGAUUGCCGUCUUGACCUUCGUGAUCUGGCAAUAUGUAGUGUUGAUCCUCCUGGCUGUACUGACAUAGAUGAUGCUUUGCACUGGAAGUGUCUCGACAAUGGCAACUAUCAGGUCGGUGUCCAUAUAGCUGACGUUACACAUUUUAUACGGCCUGGUACCGCAMUUGAUGAUGAGGCAGCUGAUCGAGGAACAACAGUCUACCUUACAGACCAGCGAAUUGACAUGGUUCCUGGACUGCUGAGCUCCAACCUUUGCUCACUGCGAUCUAAUGUAGACAGGUUGGCUUUCUCUUGUAUAUGGGAAGUCACUCCAGACGCGAAAAUUGUUGAUACAAAAUUCACGAAAAGUAUCAUUUGCUCAAAGGCAUCGUUGACCUACGCUGAAGCUCAAAUGCGAAUCGACGACUUAUCGCAGAACGAUGAAGUCACGAUUAGUCUGCGGCACUUGAAUGAACUGGCAAAGAUACUGAAGAAAGGACGUAUCGAUAAGGGAGCUUUAAGUCUGGCGUCCACUGAAGUACGAUUCCACAUCGAUAGUGAAACCCACGAUCCUAUUGAUGUAGAAACAAAACAGCUCAGGGAUACAAACUCCAUGGUCGAAGAGUUUAUGUUGCUAGCAAACAUCUCAGUCGCCAAAAAGAUCUAUGAACACUUUCCAGAGUUUGCAGUGCUGCGACGGCAUCCUGCACCACCGCCAUCWAACUACAAUAUACUAGUCAAGGCAGCGCAAUCCAAGGGGAUUGAAAUGAAAACAGACACAGCGAAAGAUUUGGCCGUUUCGCUAGACAAUGCAGUCUUACCUGACGAGCCGUACUUUAACACAAUGUUACGUAUCUUAACAACACGGUGCAUGAUGGAAGCGGUUUACUUCUGUUCAGGCAUGCUCCCUGAGGACCAGUACUGCCAUUAUGGUCUAGCUUCACCAAUUUAUACACACUUUACGUCACCUAUAAGAAGAUAUUCAGACGUGUUAGUUCAUCGACUGUUAGCUGUUGCCAUAGGAGCGAUGACGUCUUAUCCUGAUUUGYUGAAUAAAGAAAAAGUGCAGAAACAAUGUAACCAUCUCAAUCAUCGUCACAAAAUGGCGCAGUACGCAGGACGAAGCUCCGUGGAUCUCCACACACAGCCUAUCGGAUACAGGCCCACCAUCGAUGUCACCCCUCACGGCUAUGAAAUGAAGUUUUCAAAUGAGUCAGCUUCCAGGAAUCUUGUUCCUGCUGUUCCUGGACAAAUUGUAGAGUGA
Messenger RNA from Exaiptasia diaphana, 3685 nucleotides. RefSeq names its product exosome complex exonuclease RRP44. Gene Ontology annotation, molecular function: 3'-5'-RNA exonuclease activity; RNA binding; endonuclease activity. The record is from RefSeq and is a predicted model, not a curated record. NCBI's taxonomy places the organism in Eukaryota, Metazoa, Cnidaria, Anthozoa, Actiniaria, Aiptasiidae. Gene Ontology annotation, biological process: rRNA catabolic process. Bases 1061 to 3685 code for a protein of 874 amino acids. The transcript is spliced from 26 exons. Gene Ontology annotation, cellular component: nuclear exosome (RNase complex); cytoplasmic exosome (RNase complex).